AUGGUUUCAGCAAAACGAAAGCAACAGUUAUUGAAAGCUAGAGAAGCAAAACAAAACCUAAAAUAUGAGGCUAAAACCUUGCAAAAUUCAGAAUUGUUAUUUGACGAUUCUUCAACCUUUGAGACUUACGAUUCCGACUCGGUUGAGGAUAGUGAUAAUGAUUCGGAAUUUCCGGAAGCAAUGGAAUGGUAUCCGGAAGAAAAUAAUAUGCUGGACACGAUGGAAUCGGAAAACCCAGGCGCCCGUUCAAGUUUAGAUUUACCCGACAUUAUGGAAUAUGAGUAUGAUAAGAAAAGUCCGGAUUCGGGACUCGGAGGGAAGAUAGCAUGGAUAGAGGGAGCUGGUUCUGAACUCAGAGGCGCGUAUCGGGCCGGAUCCAGAUCUGCUGAAUACCAAGCAAAAAAAAAUCUCGAAAGUUUGGAAGCAGCGGCAAAAUCAACAUACAAUAUUGUCGCAAUUUGGAAGAGGCAACAAGAAUUAAAAAUUGCACUACCGGUCGAAUAUAGUACUACUAGUACUUUGCAAUCAGAAAUUCAACACAGUAAAUCGAUGGUUCGAGUUGGCGACAACAGUAUAAGGAAUCUUUCCUCAGGCUCCGAUGUCUCUGAUCGUCAAAGCUUGAAACAGAAAAGAAUUGGCGAACGGGCUAUUGGUCUUCAAAAUUUACAAACUUUACUCCGCCGAAAGACCGAUCAAAAAGCCAAAUUCGGUACCGAAGGGCUACGGGGUCAUUUAUUAAAAAGAUAUGAAAUGGUUCAUGCUUUUUUGCUUGCACAAAAAAAAACUCCAGAUUUGACGAGAAGGACCGUCGCUUUGAAUGUAGCACACUGUUUUGGACGCGGUGAAUUUACGGCCAGAAAUAUUAUCAAAUGGGAAAAUUCUUGGAUUCAAGAUGGAGCGAUCCCGCAAGCUAAAAUUGGUGGGAAUAAACAUCACGUGUUAGAAUCAUUGUUAAAUGAUGAAGGACUGCAGCUUGCAAUUAGACAAUAUGCAAUGAGUUUGAAAGAUGGUAUCACCUCACGUAAACUAGCUGUCAUGGUUUGCCAAUAUAUAAACACAGCUCAGGCUGUUACUGCAAAUUCUCAGUCGGAUCAACAAAAUUCGAACGAGAAUCUUCAAAAAGAUAUAGCAAAUCUUGAGACUAUAUUUGACAAAAUGAGUAUUAUUGACGAUGAGAACAAAGAGCAAACACAAGGACAAAGGGGAAUAGUGGCACGUACCGCACGGAGAUGGUUGAAACAGCUUGGAUUCAAUUGGCGGGAUAUAAAGAAGGGUGUCUAUUUUGAUGGACAUGAGAGAGAGGAUGUCAUUGAGUACCGCAACAAUUUUGUCAACCGCUUGGAGGAACUAUGGCCCUAUGUGGUUGAAUUCAAUGACGACGGGUCAAUGAAAGAUAAAACCUAUCCAGAGAACUAUGUUGUUGGCAGCGAGGAUAAUAAUUUCCGGCCCAUAAUCAUUAUUACACACGAUGAGUCUAUAUUUCAAUCACACGAUAGCAGGCGACAAGGAUGGCUUUAUAAAGACCGGCAAUUUAUUCGUCCUAAAGGAAAAGGUCAAGGAAUAAUGGUUUCUGAUUUUCUACUCCCAAACCGUCGGUUGUCAACAAUAUCUUUGAAACAGGAAGAGAAGGAACAGCUUGGACUACCAGAAUUUGCUAGUAUUCUAUUUGAGUACGGGAAAGAGGAGGGCCAUUGGGAAGGGAAGGAUCUUGUCAAUCAUUUGACAGAAAUUGCAAUCCCAAUUGCGGAAGCAGUUUACCCCGGUUAUCGAUUUCUUUUUCUUUUCGAUAAUUCAGCAAAUCAUGGUGCAUUUGCAGACGAUGCCCUACGGGUUCAGAAUAUGAAUCUCAACCCUGGCGGAGUACAGUCAUUCCUCCGUAAUGGAUACAUAAAUGGCGACCCAACUCAAAUUCAAGUUAUGUGGGAAUAUAAAUAUGGAACUACAACACCACCAACUCGGGAUUCAGCUAUACAGAACGAGGGUUAUGGCCACCGGAGGGCAUGA
Molecule: messenger RNA, 2004 nt
Organism: Morchella sextelata
Lineage: Eukaryota; Fungi; Ascomycota; Pezizomycetes; Pezizales; Morchellaceae
Exons: 4
Coding region: 1-2004 (667 amino acids)
Source: RefSeq, a predicted model, not a curated record